AUGUCGGAACAGGUCGAUACACCGCAACUACAGCCUCCGAAUAGCCCCCUUUCACUAGCCUUAUGGAACUUCACAUCACAGUGGUUCCUAGUUCCACAGGGAACAGGCAUCCUCGCCGUCAUUCUCGCACGGCUGGACUACCAGUUCAACGGCCUCCAGAUCCUGGCCAAAAUCGUAUGGAUCUAUACAAUCGUCCUCUUCGGCUUGUGUCUGAUAAUCUACCUCCUCCGUGUCCACAUCUACCCAAAACACGCUCUCCAUGAACUGCGCACCAACCUCAUAGAAACCUCUUGUCUCUCCUCCAUCCCAAUCGUCUACACCUCAAUCCUCCAACUAGCCGUGCUCCAGUACGGAGACCGAGCCGGACUGGCAAUCUACAUCCUCUGGUGGAGAAACGCUGCAAUCGCAACCAUCGCCGCCCUCGGAAUUCCCUACAUCCAACUCAAGAUCCAAGCACCCGGCGUGCAGCGUCUCCCCCCAGCUGUCCUCCUCCCCUUCAUCGCAAUCAUCACCUCCGCCGCCGGCGCCGGAGUCAUAUCCCGACAAAGCCACGUUAGCCCCCGCCUCCAAGUCCCCGCCAUAAUAGUCGCGUACCUCCAGCUCGGCAUCGGACUCGCCGUCGCAGCCAGCUACGCCGUCCUAGUCAUGUUCCAACACUUCAACCAGGUACACUCGGUUGCAGAAAAGGUCUUCCAGGACAUGAUCCUCUGCGGGCCGUUCGGCCAGGGCGCAUUCGCCCUCCAGGUCCUGGGCGAAGCCGUGGAGGAAAGCUUCGGGGCGUACCACCGCGGCAAGUUUCUGACGGCCAAAGCAGCCGAUACGAUCGGCGUGACGAGUCAGUUUCUCGGGCUUCUAACUUGGGGUUAUGGUGUGUUUUGGUGGUGCUUUGCUAUCCUUAGUAUAUGCCAUACGCUCGGGGCUCAGCCGCGUGGGGGGCGGAAACCCCCUUUCAGUUUGGCGGCGUGGUCGAUCAUAUUCCCUUGGGGCGUUUUCACUAAUGCGGCUGUGGAAUUGGGGAAAAUCAUGGAUUCGCCGGCUUUUGCUGUCGUUUCCACUGGGCUUUUGCUCAUCAUGCUGGUGAUGUGGAUUUUCAAUCAGGUGUUGACUUUGCGCGGGAUUCUCACCGGUCGCAUUUUGGGUGUUGAGCAUUGGAGGGAAAGAGAACAAAGUCUAGAUUCGUUCAGGGGUGGAGACAAGGAUGCCUGA
Penicillium verhagenii is the source of this 1206-nucleotide messenger RNA. Its product is annotated as putative malic acid transport protein. The transcript has 2 exons. Gene Ontology annotation, biological process: sulfite transmembrane transport; transmembrane transport. Lineage: Eukaryota; Fungi; Ascomycota; Eurotiomycetes; Eurotiales; Aspergillaceae. Bases 1 to 1206 code for a protein of 401 amino acids. Gene Ontology annotation, cellular component: plasma membrane. The record is from RefSeq and is a predicted model, not a curated record. Gene Ontology annotation, molecular function: sulfite transmembrane transporter activity.